AGAGAGAGAGAGAGAUUGGAUGGGCUGCUGCUUGUAUAUAUAGGGGGGGACAGAGCGAGGAAGAAAAAGUGACUGCUCUCUGCUCUCACUCCACAGAGUCCCUUCUCUGCCCUCUGGUUUUCGCACUUGGACUUGGGAUUUCGAGCAGCACUGUAAAGCUGACCGACAAUCCCCAAGUUCUUUUCGAUUCCUGCUCUCCCUCUCUCCGAAAUACUCUUCUUCAUGUGCUGAAGGUUGGGGAAAUGGCGGAGCACGAGGCCUACCUUUCCAUCUGAAGAUUCUUCGUCUAACUAGUUCCUAUUCUCCCAUCUCACAAAUUCCGAGUUUGCUGCAGGAAAACUAGGAAGUAGAGGAGGACGACAAAAGCUGUUCCGCUGGUUGAUCUCUCUUGAAAAAGGUGAUACAUUUUUAGUAUGAAGGAGAUUGACAAGAAGAAAAGUCCGAACACUAAUCAAACAAAACGUUCGGUAAGAUCUGAAAGACGGGAGCGUAAAGUGCCACAAGACAGGGCCUGCAAAAUUUCUACUACAAAAAAAGCGGAAUCUAAAACUUCACAUACUAAAGCUGACUCGAAUUCAUCAGUAAGCGAUUCAAAUACAGGUACAGAGUCCUCCGAAGUUUAUGAAAACAUGGUUAUACAUUAUGUGGAUGAUGGUAACAGGACUGAGGAGACUUCUGGUUCUGGAGAUUCCAAUGAACUGGUUGACAAAGACAAUAAGGAUGAAAUAAAUGACCAUUCUAGUGCUUUGGAGAAAGAAGAGAAGCAGGGGAAUGAAGAAGAAUCAGAUUGUGAGACAAUAAAAGAUUCAAUAUCUUCUCAAGGGGAUUCACAAACAGCUGAGGAUGAGAAAGUAGAUAAUUCUUCAACAGUUUCUAAAAAGGUCUAUGAAAAGGAUUCCCCUGACAGCCAAUCCCAUGCUUCUAAAGUGAAAUCUGAACAAGGAAGAAAUAAUUUGCAGGUCAAGGCAUCACACAACACCCCUAAGAAAGACUCAAAAUCCAAUGAAGGGCCUUCUAAAAAGAUUGUAUCUGAUGAAAACUCAAAAUAUAUAAAGAUUUCACCAAAAUCUUCCUCAGAACCCUCUGAAGGUGUUGAUGAGAAGCCCCUAGAGGAUGCAAAGGAAGUGGAUGUAUUGGAUGCUGCCUCAAAUGGUGCUCAUAGCGUUGAAAGUGAUGAUGGAACACUCAAUGUUGAUGGACAUGGCAACCCUGAAGGUCAGGCAGCUUUAGACCAAAAGAUUGAAGAACUGGAAACAAGAAUAGAGAAAUUCGAAGAGGAGCUUAGAGAAGUUGCUGCUCUUGAAAUUGCUCUCUAUUCUAUUGUGCCGGAGCAUGGUAGUUCAGCACAUAAGGUACACACACCUGCUCGGCGUCUUUCUAGACUCUACAUACAUGCUUGCAAAUACUGGUCACUAGACAAGCGGGCCACAGUUGGCAGAAAUACUGUGUCAGGACUUGUUUUGGUUGCCAAGUCAUGCAGCAAUGAUGUUCCAAGGUUAACUUUCUGGUUGUCAAAUACUGUGGUACUGAGGGAAAUUAUCUCUCAAACAUUUGGCAAUUCUUGUAACUCGAGCUCCAUUUCAAGAAUUAUUGAAUUGAAUGGCGAGGGAAAGAAAAAUGAAGGGAAGUCUUCAUCACUCAAAUGGAAGGGGAAUUCAGGCAGUAGACCAACAAGCAAUCAUGGUCUUAUGCAAUUUGUGGAUGAUUGGCAAGAGACAAGGACAUUUACAGCUGCGCUAGAGAAAGUUGAAUCCUGGAUUUUCUCCAGGAUUGUUGAAUCAAUAUGGUGGCAGAACUUAACUCCUAACAUGCAAUCUCCACUUGAGGAUUUGGAUGUCAAUAAAACUGUUGGAAGAGUAUCGGGACCCGCCUUGGGUGACCAACAGCAAGGCAACUUUUCAAUUAAUCUUUGGAGAAAUGCUUUCCAAGACGCAUUCAAAAGACUAUGUCCCAUUAGAGCAGGAGGCCAUGAAUGUGGUUGCUUGCCUGUGUUGGCAAGAUUGGUUAUGGAGCAAUGUAUUGCCAGACUAGAUGUGGCCAUGUUCAAUGCCAUUCUGCGUGAGUCAGCCCAUGAAAUCCCAACUGAUCCUGUAUCAGAUCCUAUAAUUGAUUCCAAGGUUUUGCCUAUUCCAGCUGGGGAUUUGAGCUUUGGAUCUGGUGCACAACUCAAAAAUUCUAUUGGCAAUUGGUCCAGAUGGCUUACUGAACUGUUUGGUAUUGAUGCUGAUGAUGUUCUGAGAGAAUAUGAUCACAAUAAUGAUGAUCCUCAGGGUGGAGAUGCUGAAUUGAAACACUUCCAUCUGCUAAAUUCCUUGAGUGACCUUUUGAUGCUUCCAAAGGACAUGCUUAUGGACAGAUCAAUCAGGACAGAGGUGUGCCCAUCCAUUAGUCUUCCAUUGGUUAAACGAAUACUCUGCAACUUCACUCCAGAUGAGUUCUGCCCUGAACCUGUCCCAGGUGCUGUUUUAGAGGCAUUAAAUGCUGAGUGUAUCAUAGAGAGGAGAUUAUCAGGAGAGACAGCCAGCAGCUUCCCUUACCCUGCUGCCCCUGUUAUCUAUACCCCGCCUUCCCCUGCCAACGUGGCGGAGAAAGUUGCGGAGGCAGGAGGGAAUUCUCAGCUGGCUAGAAAUGCAUCUGUCAUACAGAGGAAGGGAUAUACGAGCGACGAUGAACUGGAGGAGCUCGAAUCUCCUCUGGCAUGUAUCAUCGACAAAAUGCCAUCAUCUCCCAGUGGUAUAGCAAAUGGGAACGGGAAAGGGAAAGAGGAGCAAAUGAACAGCAUUGGGAUUGCGAGGUAUGAACUCCUUCGUGAAGUUUGGUUAGCGUGAAUCAUCAACAAAUUUUUACUUGUACGAUUAUUGUUUUAAUUUUCUGUUGAAGAAAAAUGAAUAUUGAAGUAAAUAGGAGGAGGGGAAAGCGAGGGUUUGAAUUGCAAGUUUAUCCUCAAAUGUGUUUAUUAUUAUAGGUAUAGACUUCCUUGUAAAUUUGGGGGUUGGUUUGUGAUGAAGAAGAUGUUACAUUCCAGAAGCUCCAUUUCAUUUAAUAAGAACCUUUUUUCAAUUUCUAACUGCAG
Diospyros lotus (date-plum) is the source of this 3073-nucleotide messenger RNA. RefSeq lists its product as uncharacterized. NCBI's taxonomy places the organism in Eukaryota, Viridiplantae, Streptophyta, Magnoliopsida, Ericales, Ebenaceae. The record is from RefSeq and is a predicted model, not a curated record. Bases 414 to 2828 code for a protein of 804 amino acids. Gene Ontology annotation, cellular component: nuclear pore. The transcript is spliced from 8 exons.